This is a messenger RNA of Malurus melanocephalus (red-backed fairy wren), 1655 nucleotides long. RefSeq names its product selenoprotein Pb-like. Gene Ontology annotation, cellular component: extracellular region. The transcript is spliced from 5 exons. Lineage: Eukaryota; Metazoa; Chordata; Aves; Passeriformes; Maluridae. Gene Ontology annotation, biological process: selenium compound metabolic process. Gene Ontology annotation, molecular function: selenium binding. The record is from RefSeq and is a predicted model, not a curated record.
AGAUAAAARGGGGACCAGGGCCAGCUGGAAGUUGCUGAAAGCUGCUGGGACCGGGAGCGAGGGAGGACGGCAGCGAGGAGAAGGCCGGGGGCCAGGAUGGGGCUGCUGAUGCUGGCCCUGGCCACCUGGCUGGGGCUGGGGCUGGCCUCGGCCUCUGAGGAGRUGGCCAACAGCAGCCGGAUCUGCCAGGAGGCACCGGCAUGGACCAUCAAUGGCUCGAGCCCCAUGGAGGGGGCGGCAGGGCAGGUGACGGUGGUGGCCCUGCUGAAGGCCAGCUGACARUUCUGCCUGAGGCAGGCCCACAGCCUCGGGGGCCUGCGGGAGCGGCUGGCCCGGCAGGGCACGGCCGAUGUCCGCUACAUGAUCGUCAAUGAGAAGGCGCCGCUGUCCCGCGCCAUGCUCCCGGAGCUGCAGCGCCAUGCCCCGCCCGGCGUCCCCGUCUUCCAGCCCGAGCAGGAGGACCCUGACGUCUGGCAGGUCCUGGGGGGUGACAAGGACGAUUUCCUUGUUUAUGACCGGUGCGGCCGCCUGGCUUUCCACAUCCAGCUGCCCUUCAGCUUCCUGCACUUCCCCUAUGUGGAGUCAGCCAUCCGCUCCAGCCUCGUCAAGGACUUCUGUGGCAACUGCUCCCUCUACCCCAACACCACCCGGGAGGCUAACAGUACCAUGGAGGGCCCUGUAACCCCGAGCUCACUUCCUGAACAUGAGGGGAUGGAGUCAGAGACCCCCAUCCACCAGCACAAGCCCCUCCAUCCUCACCACCAUCACGAGGUCAACAGCGAGAGAGACACAAACCCGAGUGAGGACCACAAGCCCGUCACCCAUGCCCACCACCACCACCACGGAGACCACGGCCAGCUCCACCACAAGGGGAAGAAGCAGAAAGAGGGGGAUGAGCACUAAGCCAGGCUGGGCAGUCUUGCAGAACCCAGUAGUGUGAAGACCACCCUAUCUCACUUCACAGAGGCAUGGAAGGACUUGCUUUGGGCUGCUGGUCACCAGCAGUGCUGGUUUAACAACUCCCUCCAGGAUCCGCCAUGUGGGCUGCGCUCCUGUGCUGUGAUCGGGAUGGAAAUUCCCCUUGGACCCUGCUCAGUGCUGCAUUUUCAGCCCCAGGGCUCAGUUCUGAGCCUUCCUCUGCCUCUGCCURCCUUUCUGUGCUCAAUGAAGCCUGCCGUGCAAACCAGGAGGUCCCUGGUCACUGCUGGCUGACACUGCACAGAGCAGCAGGGCGGGAGUGGAGGGGCCAGAGCUGGGAUGAGAGCAGCACUGUCGGCACCCUCUGCCCAUCCUGACAUUCAUGGGUGUCCUGGAAUCCCUGGGUUUCCUGGCCAGGGAGCGAGGGGAGGGACCGCGUGUGCCCUGCAGGACGUGGUCCCAGGGAACUGAGGUGGGAUGUCGCAGCUCCCAUGGUCCAAAGCCUGUACCCCCAGAGCUGUCAGAUCCUGGGCGCCCCCCAGACCGUGCACACGGGUAUGUGCAGUGGUGGUGGGUGGCCGCAAGAUGGUGACCUUGUCCCCUCUUGGAGACCCAGGGGCUGUAUCCAGUGAGCGCAGGCGGGGGACAGGGUGAGGAUCCUGGGGUACCUGCUGGGGGAAGUGAGGUGGGAGGGCAGUGUGGUUAUCCGGAGUACGAAUAAAACCUCUGUGAAGUGA